This is a messenger RNA of Solanum lycopersicum (tomato), 919 nucleotides long. RefSeq lists its product as uncharacterized. The record is from RefSeq and is a predicted model, not a curated record. NCBI's taxonomy places the organism in Eukaryota, Viridiplantae, Streptophyta, Magnoliopsida, Solanales, Solanaceae.
AUGGCCAUUUGUUUUCUUGUGCUUCCCUAUCUUCUUCUUCUACUACUACUUUUUGGUCUAGUGGAAGCAGAGCAAAAGCAGAAUUAUGACUAUGGCUACUCCUAUUUCUCCAAUGAAGCAAUUCCCUUCAACUGCUCUUCAACCAUUCCCAUCAAUCUUUCAAAGAAAACCAGUACUAAUCUCUUCACUUAGAAAAACUCCUCAUCUUUUCUCUUAUUCAUCUCCCAAGUCAUUCGUUCCGCUUUCUGCUUGCCUUGCUGUUCUUCUAUGGUCCUCUCCUGCUAAUGCUGGAUUUCUUUCGGGUUAUACUGGUAUAGAAUCAGUUCCUGGCCCUGAAUUACCUAAGAUUGAGUUUCUUAAUCGUUGGAACGAUAAUAAUCAGAAAAAGUAUGCAGAACUCGAUGAAAAAUUCAAAGAGUCGCCUUUGCUUAAACAGUUACUCGAAAAAUCCAAGCAAAAUAAAGAGAAGAACAAAAGGUCAAUUGAAGACAAGUAUUGUUUACGCGGAGCUGAAUGGGGAGUUGGAGAUUGCUCAACAGCAGGAAUGACACCAGAAGACAGAGAUAGCUUCAUUGCCAUGUUGAAGCAGAAGGCUGGUGUAGAAUGAACGCGCAAUUAUGUACUACUCUUUAUCGAUGAUGCUGGUUUCAAUUUCCGAAUGCAGAGAGUGAAGAUUGAAGCGUAAUGCUGAAAAUUCGCGAUAGGAGACGGGGAGUUUGAUUGAGCCUUAUAACCUGUUAGUAUUAGCAUAAGCACAAGAACAUGUCAAAAGGGACAUUUCUUCUAUUGUUCUAUAGCUUGUAAAUACAUUGCACUAGUAAAUUAUGAGCUUGAGAGUGGCAUAUUGAUAGCGUCUGAUAUACCGUCAACUUUUUCAUUUAGAGGUGAUAUACUCUUGUAAUAAAAAGUGGCUCAUAUA